Messenger RNA from Zea mays, 708 nucleotides. Its product is annotated as photosystem I reaction center subunit N, chloroplastic-like. Gene Ontology annotation, biological process: photosynthesis. Lineage: Eukaryota; Viridiplantae; Streptophyta; Magnoliopsida; Poales; Poaceae. The record is from RefSeq and is marked validated. The coding region runs from base 116 to 553 and encodes 145 amino acids. The transcript is spliced from 3 exons. Gene Ontology annotation, cellular component: chloroplast photosystem I.
CUGCUGCCACCCACACGAUCAAAAACAAAACCAAGCUCCAAGCACCCAUAGCCACACACCACACCAGGUCAAAGCAAGGAGCUCGAUCGAGAGCAACAAGCCAACAACGGCCAUCAUGAACUCCAGCUUCAUCGGGCUCAAGCCCGCUGCGGCAGCAGCCCAGGCCAACACCGCGGCUGCCUCGUCGCCGAUGAAGCAGCAGGUGCAGGUCGCGCCCGAGGGCCGCCGCGCCGCGCUGCUCGGCCUGGCGGCCGUCUUGGCUGUCACUGCCACCACGGCCGGAUCAGCCAAGGCUGGGGUCUUCGACGAGUACCUCGAGAAGAGCAAGGCUAACAAGGAGCUUAACGACAAGAAGAGGAUGGCCACCAGCGCUGCCAACUUUGCGCGCGCCUACACAGUCGAGUUCGGCAGCUGCCAGUUCCCCUACAACUUCACUGGGUGCCAGGACCUCGCCAAGCAGAAGAAAGUACCCUUCCUCAGCGACGACCUCGAGAUCGAGUGCGAGGGGAAGGAGAAGUUCAAGUGCGGCUCCAACGUUUUCUGGAAGUGGUGAAGCAGCGUGCGUCUGAUAUGAUGGAGGAGACCUGGUGUACAUGUACGUGUGUAUCUAGAUGCAUGUGCCCAGACUGCAGGAAACAUGAUAUCAAAUUUGACUGUCAUUCUGUCAACCAAGGUUCACCGAACCGGUUCCUUACAAAAACCGGUCAA